Messenger RNA from Acaulospora colombiana, 346 nucleotides. The record is from the annotation of a GenBank genome assembly. Lineage: Eukaryota; Fungi; Glomeromycota; Glomeromycetes; Diversisporales; Acaulosporaceae.
AGCAAAGGUCUAAUUGUAAAGAAAAUGGGUAAAACAAGAAAUAAACCUCGCACCAAGGGAAAUGUCCAGCCUGCCAGUAGUAGUCGGGCUGCGGAAGUAAUGUCAGCAAGCAAAACUCAAGUUUUGACUGGUGGUUUAGGAGGAUUUGCACAAUUUUUGGGCGAAACACCAUUUACGGCUUUGAGUUCUACCUCAACCAACAUAAUGACGGAUAAUAUAGGCGGAUCGAACUUGGAUUCGGAAGUGGUGCUUAUUUUAAAAAGACUGUCAAAACGAGAUUCUACCACAAAGCUGAAAGCUUUAGAGGAUCUCGGGGCAUAUUUAAAAGAUAAAGAAGAGAAUAAUA